AUGGUCCACAUCGAUACUGAUUUUAAUAUCCGUUUCGGCCGUCCUUUGGAAAUGGAGGAUCCAAGCAAGAUAGACACAAUCCAAGACAUUUUCACCGGUGUUUCUGGUGUGAAGUAUAUGAGCAUCUCACAUCCUACUCUUGCGGUCCUCUACUUAUAUUCUGUAAAGAUUCCCAAAUUCCACAACUUGCGUAGUUUGCAGGCUGACUUCUCUUGCUACAUGUUAAAAUUGUUGCCAGUGUUUCUUGAGAGCUGCCCAAAUCUAACCGACCUCACAGUGGACAUUGAAGCUUUUCCCUUGCUGCCAGAGCAACUUGACUUAGAUGUGCCUCGGUGUUUAAGAUCGACCCUUAAGCGUGUCUUUAUUAACAAACUGGUAAUGAAGGAGGAUAUUGGGAUCAAGCUAGUGAAUUACUUUCUUGAGAAUUCAGCAGUGCUCAAGCCAAGCCAUGGAGAGCUUCAUCGAAAAUUUCUGGAGGUUAACAAAUACUCACAACUGCAAACGUUUAAGAUAGAAUGCAACCAACGCAAUGAUGAACAACUCGAGGAUUGGAAUUGGAGACCAGCUGAUGAUUGGGAUUGGUCUGAUGAUACAGUUAAACCUUUUUAUGUGUCUGAUGUAAUUAAGAAGGUUCCUAAUGUGACUCAGAGCAUUUACAGGAGCAACACACUGGUCUCUUUGAAGCUCGUAACCGUGGGACUCAGACUCCAAGUGUAG
Molecule: messenger RNA, 717 nt
Organism: Microthlaspi erraticum
Lineage: Eukaryota; Viridiplantae; Streptophyta; Magnoliopsida; Brassicales; Brassicaceae
Source: the annotation of a GenBank genome assembly